AUGAACACUGAAACAUUGGAUGUAAUCGAUAAAUCGUUGAAAUGGUCAGAUUAUGUAAUGAAUACAAUCUCGAAUAAUAAUAAAAAUAAUUGUGGUGAAAAUAACACUGAAUGUUCUUGGAUAAUCGAUCAGAUGACUUGUCAAAAUCUGAAUAUUCCAUGUCAUCAUCACUAUCAUCAUCAUGAUAAUGACGAAGAUGAUGAAGUGAAUAACACUGUGAGAAAAAAUGGGGAAAUUGACAUGUCUAUUAAUUAUGAAAUUAGCAAAUCUAUUCAACAUGUAAAUCAUGAUAGUAACAAUGAUUAUAAAAUCAUGAAUACUACUGUUCAUAAUGAUAAUAAUAAUAGUAAUAUUAGUAGUAGUAGUAGUAGUAGUAAUGAAUUCGGUAUAGAUACUUCAAAAGUCAACAUUGAAGUUGAGAAUAAAAAUCAUAAUAAAUUAAUCAAUUACAUGGAAUGUGAACUCGAAACACUGAUGAAAACAAACUCGAACUGGAAUAAUAAUCGUGAUAAACCCAAUAAAAUUCUGGAAGUAUCUAAUAGUUAUGAUGGACAUUAUGAAAAUUCACUAGUCAAUAAAGCGAAUAGUAGUAAGAUCGAUCAAUAUCAUGAUUAUAUUAUCAACAAAUCCAACAAAGAAUUGAAUAAUUUCAAUGAGAACGAGACUGAUUCAUCUGAAGGACAGGGACAAAACAGAGAACUAAACGACUCAUACCAUCGUCCUCAUUAUCAUCAAGCUAUCAACAAUGGAAUCAUAAAAGGCAACUGCCUAUUUCAGUCAGCCUUAAAACGACCAGAAAAUUCCAAAAUGAUUGAUUACUCCAACAGCAAUAAUCAAAUUAUCGAUGGAAAUAUUUAUAGUGACCAUUCACAAAAUAAAUGUGAACAAUCAUCGAUUCCUGAUUAUCAACCAGUAUACCCUGAUCAUAUUUCUUGUUAUCCAACUCAUUGUAUCACUGAUUCGUCAGGUUACACUUCAUCAAAUUCUUCAUUUUCAAAUUCAUUAUCUGAAUGUUCCACAUCGUCAUCGUCAUCUUUGACAGUAGUUAGUAAGAUUAACCUACCUACUGAAGAUGACGAUGCUACUCAUAAGAAUAUAAUCAGUAGGUUAGAUUGUACUGAUGAUAAAUCUCAUUCUAACAGAUUAAAGGAAAUGAAUUAUGAGAAAUAUUUACAUGUGAAUUUAUAUUCAACACAAAAUGAUGACCAGUAUUCCAAAAAAUGUCUGAAUUUGACUGAAUUAAAUGAAGCCUAUCAUCAACAGACUAAUGUAAGUAGUAAUGUAAAUUGUAGAGACAGUGGUUUCAACAAUUCACUGACCGCUUAUUUACAGUCAAAUAAACAUUUUAUGAAUGAUAAUAAUUAUCAUUAUAAUAAUGUUUUAAUGGAACAACAUAAGUGCACUUGGAAGAAUGAUCUUAUGUACAAAGGUUUUAGUAAAUUAAAGAAAAAUCUUCUUGAAGGUGAUGACAAUGAUGAUGAUGAAGAGGAUGACGAAGGAAAUGACGAUGUUGGUCAGGAUGAUUAUAUGAGUGAAGGUGAUACAGGACAAAGACCAAAUCAUCAAUUAAAUUUAAACCAUACUGUAAAUGAAUUAGACAUUAAUGUUCCUAUUCAAUUAACAAACAAUAAUCCUCAUACAUUAACAACUGCAAAAAAAUAUAAUAAAUAUACAGCACACGAAAUUGGAUUUGUUGACGGAAUGAUUGUAGACUGCAACAACGAUGAAAUGAUGAACAAUAUGACUAAAAUGUUGAAUUUUACACAGUCAAGACAACUUAUCAACAAUUCAGCUUUUCCAAUUAACGGAUAUACAACAACAAUAACAACAGUUCCACUAUCAUCCUCCUUCUCCGUACCAUCAUCAUCAUCAUCUUUAUCAAGAAUAACAAUGACCUCAUGUGUCUCCGUCUCUAAUAACAUCCAAACAACAUCAUCAACAGCGAAUUGUACACGACAAAUUAAUCAUGAGAAAAAUAAAAAACUACGUAAACCACGUACAAUUUAUUCUAGUAUGCAAUUACAACAAUUAGCUAAACGAUUUCAUUUAACUCAGUAUUUAAGUUUACCUGAAAGAGCAGAAUUAGCUGCAUCGUUGGGAUUAACACAAACUCAGGUUAAAAUAUGGUUUCAAAAUAGGCGUUCAAAAUUUAAAAAAUUAAUCAAUCAAGGUCAUGAUGUAUCCCUUUUAACAAAUUCAUUAUCAUGUAAAUCAGAAACAAGUGAAUUAAAUAAUCAAAUAGAGAAUAUUUAUGAAGAUUGUCAUGAUCUCUUAAUGAAAACUAUGCCAUCUGAAACUGAUAUUCCCAUCAAUUCAGAUGAUAUACCGAUUGACUCUUCAUCUGGAUUUGAAAAUGGUCAUUCGAAUAGUAACUCAAACAGUCCAAUCACUCAGUCAAUAAUUAGUUCACCUGAAACUAAUCUCAAUAAACAUAUUACUAAUACUAAUAACAAUAAUAAUUAUGUUAAAUUGGAUUUACAGCCUAAUAAUUUCGUAAAAUAUGAAAUCACAUCGUCAGGUAAUUUAUGUUAUCAAACAUGGUCAACAGAUAUAAAAGAUGAUUACAGUAUUUCUAUUGAUGGUCAAACAGUUCAAAAUCAAGUAAAAUUCAAUGAUUCAAUACAAUGUAAUAAUUAUUUAAAUCAAAAUUUUUACUCCUCAACUAAUACUGAUCAAAUAAAUCUGUUGGAUGCAUUACCGAGACCAUAUUAUUGGACAAAAUCAUUGUUUGAAUCAUCAUCGUCAUCUAAUUAUUGGUUACCGAUGUCAACAAGUAAUCAAUGUUCACAUUUUAAUCCAAAAUCGUAUUCAACUCCAAGAUGCGACGAUGAUGAUAACGAUGAAGAUGAUGAUGAUGAUGAUGAUGAUGAUGAUGAUGACAACAAUGAUGAAGAUGAUGAUGAACAUGAAAACAGUGAAUUAGAACAUGAUACGAGUAAUGACAUUAAUAAUAAUACACAUGAUACAUGGACUUUUAAUAGAUCCAAUGAUUAUAGCCAUUUAAAUUCAACAACAACUAAGGAUAGAUUAAAAAAUUCUGAAAUAAUUUAUCCCAAAUCACCAUCACAAACUUCUUCAUAUCAAGAAUGGAGAAAAUACUGUUUAAAUAACGAAUCAAAUCAAUUGGUUUAUAAAUAUGAACAAGGUAAUUCACCAAAAACAUCUCAAGAUCCAUUCAAUUACAAUUUUCAUUCCUCUUGCUCACAAACAUUACCUGCAAUACCACCGAUACCUUCAGCGUUAAUAUCAUCAGCUGAAACACAACAAUCACCAUGGUCUUUUAUAGAAUCAAUCUGUGUACAACAACAACACCAACAACAAGAAACUGACGAAAAUGAAAAUGAACUAAACCCCAAAAACUCUGUCAUUAUUACAAAUCACAAUUUCACCAAAAUAUCUGAUACUCAUAAAAACACUAUUAUUCCAUUAACAAGUGAAUAUCAAUUUAAAAGGCAACAAGAACCACAAUUUCCUGAUCCAUGUGAACAUACAGCAUUAACAUCAACAAUAACAUCUGUAAUGGCUGAUUCAACAUCACCGUCAUCAUCAUUAUCAUUAUCAUCAUCGUCAUCAUCAUCAUUACAUAACAACACAUUGUACAUUUAGAUAUCGAAAAAAAGCUUCACUGAUGAAUGUCGACAAGUGACGAAAUACCAGUCAUUAUUGUUCAUUCAUUUCUAUAAAUACAAAUACAUAAUAAUAUUUAUUGAUACAUAAAAAUAAGAUGAUUCUAUACGUUUCACAUAAUAAGUCAAAUACAAUCAUUAGUAUUGUUAGUCAAUUAUUAUUUGAACUACCUCGAAAAAUACUAUUAUUCUUACCAAUACGAGUAUAUUGUUCAAUUUUCAGUUGACUCGGAGAUUAUUAAAACAAAAUUAGUCAAAGUAAGGAAAUACUACUGAAUAAUUUAAUCUAUAAAUAGUGUAUAUUCUACUGUUAAAUUGAUGUAAUUAGUAACGGUUAAAGAAAAAAUAAAUAAACAAAGGGAUUCACCACACAAAGAAAAGUGAGAAACAUGUUCAAUAUAAAUUAAUGUUUAAAUAGUAUUCAGGAUCAAUGCAAAAUACUUGUCAUUUUGAUACAUAACUUACUAUGAAUAUACAAUCACAAUUACAUCAUGAUCACGAUCACGAUCAUCAUCUGUAUCGGCUUGUAUACUGUUUGUUUCAUUUGUACAAGGAAUUUGAAAAUUGUUGUUUACUCUGUUACUUUACAAAAUUAUCACUUUUAAACAAUAUCACUUAAUUCCUUUCUAUAUACAUAUAUAAUACAACAAUCCUUA
Molecule: messenger RNA, 4282 nt
Organism: Schistosoma guineensis
Lineage: Eukaryota; Metazoa; Platyhelminthes; Trematoda; Strigeidida; Schistosomatidae
Source: the annotation of a GenBank genome assembly